Salmo salar (Atlantic salmon) is the source of this 3292-nucleotide messenger RNA. It is a transcript of the gene kcnj15, whose product is annotated as potassium inwardly rectifying channel subfamily J member 15. Lineage: Eukaryota; Metazoa; Chordata; Actinopteri; Salmoniformes; Salmonidae. Gene Ontology annotation, cellular component: plasma membrane. Gene Ontology annotation, molecular function: inward rectifier potassium channel activity. The record is from RefSeq and is a predicted model, not a curated record. Gene Ontology annotation, biological process: regulation of monoatomic ion transmembrane transport; potassium ion import across plasma membrane.
GGGAGCUUGUUCCACCAUUGGGGUGCCAGAGCAGCGAACAGUUUUGACUGGGCUGAGCGGGAACUGUGCUUCCUCAGAGGUAGGGAGGCGAGCAGGCCAGAGGUGGAUGAACGGAGUGCCCUUGUUUGGGUGUAGGGCCUGAUCAGAGCCUGAAGGUACGGAGGUGCCGUUCCCCUCACAGCUCCGUAGGCAAGCACCAUGGUCUUGUAGCGGAUGCGAGCUUCGACUGGAAGCCAGUGGAGAGAGCGGAGGAGCGGGGUGACGUGAGAGAACUUGGGAAGGUUGAACACCAGACGGGCUGCGGCGUUCUGGAUGCUAACUGGCAAAUAAAGAAUCUUAGAUUUACAAAAAUCCUCACUGCUUGCCAUGCAAAUAGAGUGACAAACUGCCAACCAAAGAGAACACACUUAAGACCAAGAUGACCACCAAGAAGGCAGAUUUCCAGCGGAGGAUUGUCUCCAAGGAUGGACACAACCAAGUGCGCAUUGACAACGUGGAGGGCAUGGUGAAGCUCUAUCUCCACGACAUCUGGACCACGGUGGUGGACAUGAAGUGGCGUUACAAGCUCACACUGUUCUCCUCCACCUUCGUCAUGACCUGGUUCCUCUUCGGCGUAAUCUUCUACUUCAUCGGCAUGGGCAACGGUGACUUCAAGGGUGAGCUGCUGUCCAACCACACGCCGUGCAUCAUGAAUGUCGAGACCCUUACCGGCGCCUUCCUCUUCUCCCUGGAGUCGCAGACCACCAUUGGCUACGGUUUCCGCUACAUUACCGACGAGUGUCCACUGGCCAUCUUCGUCCUGGUGGUCCAGCUGGUCACCACGGGCCUGGCUGAGAUCUUCGUGACCGGGGCCUUCCUGGCCAAGCUGGCACGACCCAAGAAGCGGGCCGAGACUAUAAAGUUCAGCCAGUCGGCGGUGAUCUGCCGGCACGAUGGCAAGCUAUGUCUGAUGGUGCGUGUGGCCAACAUGAGGAAAAGCCUGCUGAUCCAGUGCCAGCUGAUCGGCAAGCUGCUUUCGCCCAACGUGACCGAGGAGGGCGAGAAGACGCUGAUCCACCAGACAGCUGUGGACUUCUACAUGGACUCAUGCGGGGAGUGCCCCUUCCUAAUCCUGCCCCUCACAUUCUAUCACGUGUUGGAUGAGAGCAGCCCGCUGGCGGGGCUGACCGCUGAGAGGUUGCGGACGCGUGACUUUGAGCUGCUGGUCACCCUCAACGCCACCAUGGAGUCCACGGCAGCUACGUGUCAGAGCCGCACAUCGUUCGUUCCCCAGGAGAUCCUGUGGGGCUACGAGUUCAAGCCCGUGCUCUUCAGCACCCCCAGUGGCCGGUACGUGGCUGACUUUAACUUCUUUGACAAGGUGCAGUUAAGCAGCGACCCGACACUCCUCAGCAACAACACAGAGAAGCUGAAAUUGGAGGAGGUGUACAAGAAGGAAUAAGGGAGGACACUCAAACAUGUUGGACACACUGGUAAUAAACAUGAUCCACUUUAAUGGUUGUUUAACCAUAGUUAUUGUCUAUAAACAAUUUGGAAAUACACCCAGCUAGCAAAUUUGGUUCCUUGGAAGUUGUGGGAACGUAUGUUUUUGGUUUCACAUUGGUUAUGUGAACGAAGCCAUAUGUUUCCAUAAGUUGAAAAUUUUGCCUGUUCUGGGAAUAUUUAUUUUUAGGUUGCAGGAAGGUCCUGCGAACGUUUUACUCUGGUUCCUUUAAAGUUUUUCUGGGAGGUUUUAUUAAACCUAAAAUUAUAGGUUAUUUGGAGGUUUUUGAAUAACUUCCUUAAAAUGGUCACUGAAUGUUUCAAUAAGCCUUUUAAUAAUACUGCUAGCUUGUUUUGGGUUAAUGUUUUUGAACUCCAAGCAUUUCCUUAAGCAUUAAUCAUGCAAACACAUGUAUUUGUUAUUGUGACACAGCAUCAGUGGGUUUAUGAACCUAUGAUCUUCUGUUCUCUAUCCAUGGUAUUAGUCCACUGCGCCAUCAGGAAGGAGCUAACAUGGCAUAUUUUUUACACAUACAAAGCUGUUAAUUUUAGUAUGCUCGUACAGACCUCAUUUCAAAGGAAACGAGACCUCAUUAAGAUCAGGUGUGGCCAAUUAGUGGCCGGCCAACACACCUGAACACACCUGAACACACUUAACAAGAUACAGGCUAGAGAGAGUUUUGUAGAUGCUGAGAACAGAAUGUAUAUGUUUUUAAAUAUCAAUCUUAGAACGUUCUCUAAACAUUACAAAAGUUUACUUGAGGAUUUAUACAGAAUGUUUUCUUAACAUUCUCUGAACUUUUUGAGAACAUGACUUUAAAUAUAACCAUGAGGAAGCCUGUAGGAAACAUUAUGCUGAAGUACCGAAAUUCCCACAGAAUAACAUUGUUUCUUAAUGUUCUUGGAACAAUUUGAGAAUGUGACUUUAAACAUGACCAUGUGCACCCGCACAUUGACUAUGUACCGGUAGUACCCCCUGUAUAUAGUCUCGCUGUUGUUAUUUUACUACUGCUCUUUAAUUACUUGUUCCUUUUAUUUCUUAUUGUUAUUCAUAUUUUUUAAACUGCAUUGUUGGUUAGGGGCUUGUAAGUAAGCAUUUCACUUUAAGGUCUACACCUGUUGUAUUCGGCGCAUCUGACUAAUACAAUUUGAUUUGAUUUGAGGAACUGUUAUGCUGAAGUACUGAAAUUCCCACAGAAGAACGUUGUUUCUUAACAUUCUCUGAACUAUUUGAGAACAUUCCCAAUGUCAAAGCAGUUGGAGAACUAAAAAACUAUAGGACAACCACGCUCUCAACAAGCUCUAAGAACCAUAUCGUUCUCAGAACGUUAUGUGCUAGCUGGGCACAGUACGGAAAUAUAUAUGUUUGUAUAACUCAUAAACCUAAUGAGUGACUGCUGACAAAUUUAGGCAAAAAAAAUAAUGUUCCUGAUCAGUGUGCAUCUGGUCAGAGUACAUUCAUGUGCUGUGUACAGUAUAUUUGGCAUAUUAUUUGUAUUUACAAGCUUUAUAAUAGGAGUAUAUGGACAUGCAUUCAGAAUAAGGACUGCGUCUCAGGUGCUGGUGUUUGUGUUAUUGAAUUUGUGGCAGUAACUGUUGCUGUACUAGAAAAAAUUAUGGAGGAUUCCAGAAAAACAGAUUCAAGAUGUUGUUUCUUUUUAUCACUCAAGUUGUAUAUUUUAAUGAAUUAUACAUAUUUCACUCUAAAGAUAUAUGGGGAUAUAACAAAACUAGUUUGAGAUAAUGGCUGUGUAAUGCUUAAAAGCUGUGUUCCAUCUGUAUCUCUGAAUAAACCAUUGGCUUUCAAGAA